AUGAUAGAACCGCUGAAUACCUCAAAUAUACCAGAGAAUGUCGAUAAUCCCUCGUUCUGGCCUCGAGAUCAGUAUCGAAUACCAGACUAUCGGCCUAUAAAUCGACAUUUGAUUGCCGCAGAGCGACCCAAUGGAAGUAAUGGCGCAGAGAGAGUUUUCAUCACGUUGAUGUUCACCGGAGUCUCAUUGAAUGCGGGAGCGGCCCAAGUAUGGGGUAUGACAGGAGGGAAAGUUUUUACACGAGUCUUUCGUUACGCUAUCGGUGGAGAAUGGUGA
Messenger RNA from Botrytis porri, 276 nucleotides. RefSeq lists its product as uncharacterized. NCBI's taxonomy places the organism in Eukaryota, Fungi, Ascomycota, Leotiomycetes, Helotiales, Sclerotiniaceae. The coding region runs from base 1 to 276 and encodes 91 amino acids. The transcript is spliced from 2 exons. The record is from RefSeq and is a predicted model, not a curated record.